Dermacentor andersoni is the source of this 1366-nucleotide messenger RNA. RefSeq names its product ribosome biogenesis protein NOP53. Lineage: Eukaryota; Metazoa; Arthropoda; Arachnida; Ixodida; Ixodidae. The record is from RefSeq and is a predicted model, not a curated record. Gene Ontology annotation, cellular component: nucleolus. Gene Ontology annotation, biological process: rRNA processing; ribosomal large subunit assembly. Gene Ontology annotation, molecular function: 5S rRNA binding.
CCUUCCUUUUUUUACGUCAAAAUGGCAGCGACCACGAAGCGCAAACGUGUGGGAGUCAGUAAGAACCGCAAAAAAGCGUGGAAGAAGCAUUGCGACAUCAACGAUGUAGAAGAGUUCCUUGAGGACCAGCGCUUUGACGAGCGUAUCGGCGGCUCUGUGGCCAGUAAGCCGGACGAGCAAUUGUUCUUCGUGGAUAAGCUACCCGCAGCGCCUAAGGCCUCGGCUCUCGCUAGUGCUGCGAGCAGGAAGCUGCGCCGCAGCCGCAAGCUGACAUGCUUCAGAAACCUCGAGCCAAGCUCCAAGGUAAAGGCACCGGUGCAGCCGCGCCGUGUGCGGGAUCCUGAUGCCCGCAAGCCCGCCGAAGUUCGCGAAACGCAGAGGCAGCGUCUCGCCAAGCGACUUGAACAAGGCACCGUCGACCGCCUGCGCAGUGUUGCGCGAAAAGCAAAAGUGACGACGAGCCGGUUUGACUUGACAGGACUUAGCGACCUCUGGAGUAAUGACAGCGGAGAGGUGUCACCAAUGGCUGCGGAUGGUAAACAUCGUGUGCCGUCCCACCGACAUCAGAAACCAUCGCUGCUUCCAGCAGUAGAGCCGCCGCACCCGGGAACGUCGUACAACCCGUCGCACGCCGACCACCAGGACCUUUUGCGGCGGGCGGUGGAGGUCGAGCAGCGAAAGCUGCACGAGGAGCGCCGCCUCGACCGCUGCCUUGCGAUGCCGAAUAAGCGCGACUGGCCCACCGAGCAGGACAGGCUCGCCGAGAUGUCGCAGGGACUUUACGACCAGGAAGAGGAUGACGACCAGGCCAGUGAGCUGACAGCUUCUGACGGUGAAGCAAAGGCCGAAGCGCCCGCGUUACCGGCACCGACUGCCGCUCGUAAGACUCGGCAGCAGAGACGUCGUGCUGCGGAACAAAAGAGGUUGCGUCGAGAGGCCAUGGAGCGCAAGAAGGCGCGUGUGCUAGCCAACGACGUGUACCGGAUACGGACACUGAAGACGGAGCUACGGCGCAACGCCGAGGCGUCCGAGGCGCGUCAGAAGCGCCGCCAGCAGCGCGAGGUGGACAAGUUGUACGGCGCGCGGCGGCUGAGCGCGUACAAAUACGAGGAACCAGACUUGCCGUUGAAGCUGUCUAGCGAACUGCGGGAUUCGCUGCGCGAGCUCCGGCCCGAGAUAAACGUGCUUGAGGACCGCUAUAAAAGUCUACAGCGUCGAAACGUGAUCGAAACACGCCAGCAGCAGAAGAAGGUGGUCAAGUACAAGCCCAAGAAGGCUGUAAAGCGCUCGCACAGGCAGUUUGCCGAAGCCGACGAGCAGAGGUGGAAAAAGGAGCUUCAAUAAAUGAUGAUGUGUCACUUCCCUA